Molecule: messenger RNA, 2293 nt
Organism: Caenorhabditis sp. 36 PRJEB53466
Lineage: Eukaryota; Metazoa; Nematoda; Chromadorea; Rhabditida; Rhabditidae
Source: the annotation of a GenBank genome assembly
AUGCCGGGCCUCUUGAAACGGUGUCGUCACACGUUUCCGGACCUUUUCGUUCAAGCGCUCACAUGCGAACACCAUCCGAAUAUUGCAAAGUUUCCCGAGUUUCGCACGGAUUUGACGCUCUUGGCACCGCACUGGACGCAGACGAAAGGCUCGGCAUUCGAAAAGUCGGAAGAAGUGGAAAUUGUGAGGGCCUAUCAUAAAAACGAUUGGGAUACCGUCCUCAAUCGCAUUCGCAGCUCUCCGAAAAUCGGAGAAGCUAUGCUGAAUGAGCUGGAACUGAUUGCCACGUGGCACCUGGGAAAGACGGUCGAUUGGAAGGUUCUCGAAGCGUUUGAAGGUAGUCCGAGCAAUAGCAAUUUUAGGCCCCAAAAAAGUUCAUUUUUCAACGUUCCAGGCGAGACCCAAUGCCGUCUGUUUGACAUGUUCGCUCCGAAACUCUCGCCACCGCCCGCAUCGUCGAAACUAUGCGAAAAUCCGAGAAUCGCAUGCCACGUGGCAAUGCUUCACCGUCGACAUUUCGAUAUGAUGGCCGACGGACUCGAAAUAAUCGAUAAAAUCGUUUGUGCCGCGCAUCUCGACGAGCGAGAACUCAUCGAAAUGUGGUAUUAUGUAAGAAUAAAAGACGUUAUUUUUCGAGAAUGCAGGAAAUUUUUCUAGGAGCUUCUCGAGGAAUUUGCACGAAAUUUCGACGAUGAGAUUUACGAUGUUUUACCCGGCGGACACGUGGAACUUCUUCGAUUCGCCGCCGCAUUCACAGCGCUCGCGGUCGGCGAAAAGUUGCGCAUUUUCGAAAUUUUAGGUAAAAAUUCAGAGAUUUCUGUUGGAAGUAUCGAUUUUGUAUCGAAAGUCUUGGCAUUUGUUGUUUUUUUUUCCCGAUUUUAAAAUGUCAAGACGUCAGAAAUGACUCUAACGCAUUUUUGGCGCGAAAUUUUGUUGAUGCCGCAUUUCGGUGGAGCGCGCACUUGCAUUUUAUCAAAUUUUCAGACGAUUGCGAAGUGGGCGUGCUCUCGAAAUCCCUGUUCAACUAUUCGACGAACAGAAGCCUAGACAAAGUGAAAUAUUCGAAAAUUGACUUUUCCUACGCAUUCCAAGCCGGCGCCAUCACUUUGUUUUUCGCUUUUCGGAAAGGUAAAGUUAUUUUGAAGCAUGCUUCAAAGUGUCAAAUUAAAGACUCUGAAAGCGUGGGCGUUAGCUGGAAAAUGAGCUCGACGGAUCAUUUGCACUUUUACGAAUUCCAUUUGAGUCGAUUUUUACAAAGUUUCGGGUAUGCGAAAGUGACGGAGAAGACGGCAGUGAGCACAAUUUGGCUCAGCGAACCAAGAAUGUGAGUUAUAAAAAUGCGUUUUUGAAAAACGUUUGUAUUCACAGAGAGCCUACCGAAAAAUCAAUCGAUAUUCUGAGCUUUAUGCCCAAUGGGUUCGAAGCAGUCGAAGCGGACCUCAAUUACCCGGAUAUUUGUAUGAGAAAAAUGGAAAAGUCGCACAUCAUCAUUGUGGACUCGAAAGACCCCCAGUUUAUCGAAUUUUUCAAUGUUUUACACCCACGCGUUUCCAGUUUUCCCAAUUUUGCAAUUGCUUUGAAUGGUGGGUCACCACAACUAUAGGCUAAAAAAGGCUAUGAAGUUUUAGGCCAAGUUCCGCAGGAAAUCGAAAAAGUGCUCAGUUUCGGUGGCACACAGAUCAUCAAUGCGAGCGAUCGAGAUUCGGCAGUGGCCAGCGCGCAGGUGAGCUAUGAAACGUUUAAAACAAGGCGACGAAUGUUUGUACGAAUGUUUUGUUGUUCGCAAAAAGAUGGAAAUCCCGCUCCGCUAGAUCUUGCCGCUCAUUUUUUUUUUGCAAUUUUCAGAAGCUAUUGGCGGCGAGCAGUGUGGGAUUCCUCGCGAAAGUCCGUAAAGACGUUCGAUUGGCCAUCGAAGGAGACUAUUGCAUUCCGGACACGAUUCUCGCGGCCCGCCUCGAUUUUGACCAACUUCUCAGUGGUCAGUGGCUUUUGUUUUCAAUUUUUGAAGCCAAGUUUUGCAGAAUUCGGAAAAGAGACGAUGCUAAAAGUGCUGAAAACUGACGGAACUUUGAUCAAUAACGCCGUUCGAGAAAUGCGCGAAAAUCGAUUGAAAUCGUUUUGCCAACUCAUUUUUGCCGAUCACAUUUUCGACAGGAGCCAACUUAGAAAAGAGGACAUUUUUCCGGAGACCACUCAAAAUUACGGGUACUCUUUAACGGUUUUAGUUAAAUUUUGAAAAAUUCUCGUUUUUUGCAGUGUCUACUCAGUGUCAUCUUCCGCAAUUCGAUUGUAA